Messenger RNA from Galendromus occidentalis (western predatory mite), 478 nucleotides. Its product is annotated as protein NATD1. The record is from RefSeq and is a predicted model, not a curated record. The transcript is spliced from 3 exons. The coding region runs from base 30 to 386 and encodes 118 amino acids. NCBI's taxonomy places the organism in Eukaryota, Metazoa, Arthropoda, Arachnida, Mesostigmata, Phytoseiidae.
CCCCCCUUCUGCGCAGAUUGAAGUUAGGAAUGGCAAACGUUUUGAGACAGCUAGCUUCCUGCUCACUUAUGACGAGGUCCAUGACAUCCGCCGCGUGUUCUUUACCAAUCACCCAUGACAGGAAGGAGCGUGAAUUCUACAUAAAAAUAGGUGAGGACAAAGCCGUGCUGCAGUAUGAAGAAAUAGAACCCGGCUUGCUGAACCUCCUCCAUACUGAAGUUCCGUCGGCCUUCCGAGGACGAGGCGUCGGGGCCUUAUUGGCGAAGGAAGCAUUUGACUUCGUCGCCGAUCAUGAGCUGAAGACUCGAGUGUCCUGCACCUAUCUCAUCGCUUAUCUGAAGAAAGAUGCGGGCAGACCUUAUCUUAAAUUCGUUACCAAUCCAUAGCCUAAGCGGAACUUGUUUUAGAGCAAGAUCUCCGAGCUCUGUCUGUACUUCACGCUUGCACUUGAGUCUCCGAGAACUAAAAAUCCCUUGCC